Messenger RNA from Boleophthalmus pectinirostris (great blue-spotted mudskipper), 1562 nucleotides. It is a transcript of the gene fsip1, whose product is annotated as fibrous sheath interacting protein 1. NCBI's taxonomy places the organism in Eukaryota, Metazoa, Chordata, Actinopteri, Gobiiformes, Gobiidae. The coding region runs from base 144 to 1484 and encodes 446 amino acids. The transcript is spliced from 11 exons. The record is from RefSeq and is a predicted model, not a curated record.
CUGCGCUGACUGCAGCAGCAUCAGCUGCACCAACAAGUGCACAUUUCCAUAGUUACAACAUCCGGGAGUCUUUGCUCCCAUAGCUACCAAACACAGACACGAGUUCUUCCAUGCAGUGUUAUGACAUGUCAUAGCCUUCAAACAUGAGACAUAUGGAAAUAUUUAGAGGGCAGUUAGACAACAUUUCUCGUCCUGCAAGCAGCGGGUUAACAGGUAGUAGAGUAUCGAGCGUCUCCCCUCAAACAGAAAGAAUUACUUCCCCUAGUGCACUUUCUCUCGUCGUUUUGACACAGAAUGUACAGAGUGGCGUUGAUCUCGUCACUUCUGGGGAUAAUGAUUUAUGUGCCACUACCAAGCACGAGGAUGAGGAGGAGGAUUUAAAACUACAGAAGGCUAUUGAAGAAAUGAGAAGACUUGAUGAAAUUCUCUCAUUUAAGACUGUUCAAGGACAAGAAGCCAAGCGACAAAGAAAGGAGAUUAGAGAUAAACUUUGGCAAGAACUAUUGCAGAAUACACCAAAAGGACGCUCUGAAUGUGCCCACGAAGCUUCAAAUACAAGGUCAUUUUUAGCUCUGGAUGCUCUCACUGCAAAAGUGCAUAAAGAAGAGGUAAACUAUGAACCAGUUUUUGAAACUGAAGCCCCUGAUUGUGAUGAUGACAGAAAACAUGUGUAUUCAAUGAGCAACAGAUCUGCUGACAGUGUUGAGUCGUUACCUGAAACAGAUUUUAUGGACAUAGAGCAAGAGCAUUCUCAAGGAAGCCAUUGUGAAGGUUCCAAAAUCAAGAAAAAACAUAAGGACUUUGUCAAGAGAAACAUUGAGUUGAUAAGCGCUGAAGGGGGCCAAGAGGUUUUGACUCAACUCGAGAAAGAGCGUCUAGACGAGCUCCUCCGGGAAAUAGACCAAGAGGAAGAGGACUGUGCCAGAGGUGCAGAUGCAGAGGAUGAUGUGUGGGCUGUGUCAGUCUCAACUGGACAAGGAUACACCCCAGAGCCUCCAGACCUCAAGCAGCUUCACGACAUUGACUCCAGGAUCCGACUUCUACUUCCUGUUGAAGAAUUUGCUUCUUUGCAAACAUCCUACUCAAAUCUUAGUGAGGUUCAGCCAAUGCAUUCUGGUGCAUUCAGCCGUAUCUGCUGCUUAUCAGGACUGGAGGAGAGGAACCUUUCGCUGAAGGUGGAUGCUGUCUGUGAGGCCUGGCUUCGGCCCAGAUGCUGUCACACUGAUCACAGGGGCUCGGAGGCUGGCUGGAGGACUGAGGGAGACCCGCUGCCAGGAGAAAAGGCCCUGAAGGACGAGAGGGAGAGGAGAGGGCAAGAGAGACGACUCCAGGAGAUUCAACAGCAGCUGCAUAGACUGAGCCACAGCCAAGACGAUGAGGGCCCAGAUCUGACAGAGGAGCAGCUGCAGAGUCUCCUGGAGGAGUGUGAACUGGCUGAAACCUGGACCAGAGACAUGGAUGUGAAUGACUUUAGUCCACGCUGACAGUACCUCUAUAGACCCUGCAUUCAUUUAAACCUGACUGUCAUGCAUCAGGUUUAAAUGAACUGACGAACAGCCCAU